Molecule: messenger RNA, 1790 nt
Organism: Solanum tuberosum (potato)
Lineage: Eukaryota; Viridiplantae; Streptophyta; Magnoliopsida; Solanales; Solanaceae
Exons: 2
Coding region: 1121-1549 (142 amino acids)
Source: RefSeq, a predicted model, not a curated record
UGCAUGUCGUUGUCUUCUUCGCCGGAUAGUUGGCGCAGGAAGAGUAUAAUCAUGACUGUAAAGAUGAAGGAGCGUUGGUAAAUGACGAUGAGGUACGCAUGAUUAUUCCAUCGGCGCCUGUAAUGACACCUAAGGAAGAACGGGGGCUGGUUUCUGCACCUCCAUUCUAUCCUUACAAGCACGAACGACUCGAUAAUGGAUUUGUAUACCUUAUCAAGCAAUUGGAUGGACAAAAGGAAAAAGAUGAAGCGAUAAAGUUGAAGCUGAUUGUCAAAGCAGGGUAUGCAAUUUUUUGUUAAUGUUUUUUGUGACUAGCUCUAGCUCUGAACUGAUUAAGUGAUUUUCAACAAAAUUAUUUUAGGUUUUUGCGAGACCGAUGCUUAUGAAAUACUAAUAGAUAGAUACAUACAUAUAUGCUUUUGUGAGUAGAUAAAUACAUUCACUGAAAACACAUAUGUGGUGUCAUCAUGAGAAAGCUUCCGAGAACUCCAAUGAACGUUAGUCCCAACAAGAACAUGAGAAAAAACAAGUUGCUGAACAACCCAACAGAACUCUAUUGUUCUUUCAUUUUCACAAAUGGACCUGAAAAAGCCACGAAAUACAAACUGAAUGUAUUUAUCUACUCACAAAAGCAUAUAUGUAUGUAUCUAUCUAUUAGUAUUUCAUAAGCAUCGGUCUCGCAAAAACCUAAAAUAAUUUUGUUGAAAAUCACUUGAUCAGUUCAGAGCUAGUCACAAAAAAUUGCAUACCCUGCCUUGACAAUCAGCUUCAACUUUAUCGCUCCAUCUUUUUCCUUUUUUCCAUCCAGUUGCUUGAUAAGGUAUACAAAUCCAUUAUCGAGUCGUUCGUGCUUGUAAGGAUAGAAUGGAGGUGCAGAAACCAGCCCCCGUUCUUCCUUAGGUGUCAUUACAGGCGCCGAUGGAAUAAUCAUGCGUACCUCAUCGUCAUUUACCAACGCUCCUUCAUCUUUACAGUCAUGAUUAUACUCUUCCUGCGCCAACUAUCCGGCGAAGAGGACAACGACAUGCAAAAGUUGAAAAAUACAUCUCUUCGCCGGAUAGUUGGCGCUCGUCGUCGGAAGAGUAUAAUCACGACUGUAAAGAUGAAGGAGGGUUGGUAAAUGACGAAGCUGGAUCUGGGGAUAAUGACUCGUAUAAUGGAACUUUGGGGGAUGAAGGCGGAGAAUCAGAAGCAGGAUUGUAUUAAGGGUGUAACUGAGAUGGAAAAGCAGGAUAGUGAGAUGGAAAAUCAGGAUCUCAUAACAGAGGAGGACGAUCUACAUCACAUCAACAAGAAGCAGAAAAUGGAUAGUGAGAUGGAAAACCAGGAUCUCAUAUCAGAGAUGGAGGAUCUACAUCACAACAAGAACAAGGAGCAGAUGAAUCAACAUGAGGAAGAGGAGCUUCAAGGCAUGUCGUUCACGUAUAAACCGAUGCAUUGCUUGACAAGGUCUCCCCAUCUUAUCUUUGGAAUUCCUUGUAUACCUCCUGAAGAGGAAGAAGAGACAUCAUGGGGUAUUGCUGGUCUUGGUCCUCGUUGGUUAAUCUAAUACUUGCUUCUACAUCCCUACUACUUUGCUCUAGUUUGGUUGCUUAUAUCACAUUCCUAGUAAUGUUUUCAUGUAUAUACUUUGUUCUGAAAUCAUCAAUGAGUUGACAUGACCAUCAUGUUUAAGCCUCGAACUUAUGAAUUCGAACCAAGUAUGGUGGUAGCUAGGUCAUUCUAAGUACAAAAUAGUUCAGUUCAAUGUCGAGAUGCAAUAUCAAUUUGCUCCUGUUUUUUUCAUCUGA